CGGGGGCGUUCCGUGGUUGAGGGGCAGUUAUGACGGUGGCUUAGCAACAUUCUCUUGGCUGUCCUUUCAGUGGGCAGAGGGGAACUCUGCAGAAGAGCUGGCUCCUGAUUUUGCGCGGAGGAGGCCGCAUUCCCGAGAUUACGCCUGACUCGGAUAAGUGCCAGCCAAGUGACUGCCCGCUCUGGAGGCCUGGCCACAGCACCGGCUCCUGGAACUUCUGGAAGACCGCCUUCGAGCCUCCCAAGAGUUGUAAGAAGUUGGACGUAGAAUUGCUUCCAUGAUUGGCUUCCUAUACAAAUCUGUAGUUUCCUGAUUCUCCUUCACAUCCUAUAAUCAUGGACUUGCUCAUAUGACCUUUCAAGACCACAACACAUCAACUGGCCAUCUUCUCAGGAGAUUCACCAACAAAAGUAGAUUAUAGACCGGCUUGAAAAACACUCCCAUGGACUUGAUGUUGGCAGUUAAUGGCAUACUGUCUUACAGUGUUGUUUCAAUGUUUAAUACUGCUUAGUUCUCUUAACUUUUUCUUGGAAACUAGUCACACUGGAUAUGCUGCUCUUCUUUAUUUUGGGAUUGUUCGUACAUUUUGUGUUCUUCGGCUCCAUCUUCGAUAUUUAUUUUACCUCUCCUUUGGUUCAUGGAAUGACUCCUCAGUUUACGCCAUUGCCUCCUCCAGCAAAAAGAUUAGUACUGUUCGUUGCAGAUGGCCUGCGGGCAGAUGCACUUUAUGAAUUAGAGGAAAAUGGAGAUUCUAGAGCGCCAUUUAUUAGGAAUAUCAUAACGCAUGAAGGCAGCUGGGGCAUUUCUCACACCCGUGUGCCGACCGAAUCCCGGCCAGGUCACGUGGCCCUGCUCGCUGGGUUUUAUGAAGAUGUCAGUGCCGUUGCCAAAGGAUGGAAGGAAAAUCCUGUGGAAUUUGAUUCUCUUAUUAAUGAAAGCAAGUACACGUGGAGCUGGGGAAGCCCAGAUAUUUUGACUAUGUUUGCCAAAGGUGCUUCUGGAGACCAUGUUUUUACAUAUACCUAUGAUGCUGACAAUGAGGAUUUUGGGGCCCAUGAUGUAACAGAACUGGAUACUUGGGUUUUUGAUAAAGUUAAGGAAUUCUUUCAUGCUGCCAGAAACAACCAGUCUUUGUUUUCUAAGCUAAAUGAAGAAAAAAUAGUUUUUUUCUUACAUUUAUUAGGAAUAGAUACAAAUGGACAUGCUCACCGACCAUCAUCAAGGGACUAUAAGGACAAUAUCAAACUAGUGGAUGCAGGCGUAAGAGAAAUGGUGUCCGUUCUUGAACACUUUUAUGGAAACGACGGGAAAACAGCAUUUAUCUUUACCUCGGACCACGGAAUGACAGACUGGGGUGCCCAUGGGGCUGGUCAUCCUUCAGAGACUUUAACUCCAUUUGUCACUUGGGGAGCUGGAAUCAAGUAUCCCCAAAAAGUAUCAGCUCAGAAAUUUGAUGAUGUGUUUUUGAAAGAAUGGGAACUAGAGAGCUGGAAGAGGCACGAUGUCCGUCAGGCUGAUAUUGCACCGUUGAUGGCUUCCCUUAUUGGAGUUCCCUUUCCCCUUAAUUCAGUGGGCAUCCUUCCUAUAGAUUAUCUUAACAACACGGAUCUCUUCAAAGCAGAGAGCAUGUUUACAAAUGCAAUACAGAUUCUUGAACAAUUCAAGGUGAAAAUGACUCAGAAAAAAGAAGUUACUUUACCGUUUUUGUUUAUACCAUUUAAGUGGCUUCCUGAAUCUAAACAGCUAAACAUUUUAAGAAAAGCAAGAUCUUAUAUAAGACAGAGAAAGUAUGAUGAAGCAGUCUCCCUUUGCAAGGAGCUGAUUCAUCUCGCCCUGAAAGGAUUGUCCUAUUAUCACACUUACGACAGAUUCUUCUUGGGCAUCAAUGUUGUUCUUGGUUUUGUCGGAUGGACAUCCUACGCUUCUUUGUUGAUCAUCAAGUCUCAUUUUAACCUUACUAAGGGUGUUAAUCGAGAAGUUAAGAAGCCAAGCCACCUCCUGUCAUGUAGUUUUAUAGCUAUUGGUGUUUUUGUAGCAUUUUUCCUGCUGCUUCAAGGCUGCCCCUGGACUUACUACAUGUAUUGUCUGUUGCCAGUACCGAUAUGGUAUGCGGUUCUAAGAGAGUUUCAAGUUAUUCAAGACUUGGUCACUUUACUGCUGACCUUUCCUCCAAGUCAUUUUGUUGGAUACCUGUUAGUCUUUACCCUGGGAAUUGAAAUAUUAGUCCUCAGUUUCUUCUACCGCUACAUGCUCACAGCCGGACUGCUUGCGUUUGCGGGUUGGCCGUUUAUCACCCAGCUGUGGACUCGAGCAAAGAGCAUCUCACUGAGUUGGAGUUUCUUCUCUUUGCUCCUGGCAGUGUUCCCACUGAUGCCCGUUGUAGGACGAGAGCCAGAUAUCUUCCUAGUAAUGGGCGCAGGCUUGCUGGUUCUUCUGCCAUCCCUGUGUGUUUUAACAUCUCUCCUAAAAAGAAAAGACAGUUUUUUAAACGAAGAGCUAUUGUUACAUCUAUUUCAGAUGCUGUGCGUAGCGCUUUCUAUGUGCGUCAUGUACAGCACCCAUAGUAGCCUACUCAAGAAACAAGGACUGCCUCUUCUUAACCAGAUCGUUAGCUGGAUAAUAUUAGCCUCUUCCCUCGUCCUGCCGCUGCUGAGUCCCACGAGUCUCUUCGAGCGGCUGUUCAGCAUCCUUCUUUCCUCGAUGUCAGCCUACAUUCUGCUGAGCACAGGGUAUGAAGCUCUCUUUCCGUUAGUGUUGUCGUGUUUAAUGUUUGUCUGGAUAGAGAUGGAGCAAGAAACCCUGCAGCAGCACGGAGUUUCCCAUAAGCAGAAGGUCACGAGCGUCCAGUUCACCUGCAACACGGACAUAGCGCAGUUUCGACAGCUCUACCUGGAUGACCUCCGGAGGGCCUUUUUCCUUGUUUUCUUCUUAGUGACAGCAUUUUUUGGGACUGGGAACAUAGCUUCUCUUAACAGCUUUGAUCUUGCCUCCGUCUAUUGCUUUCUGACCGUGUUCAGUCCUUUUAUGAUGGGAGCCCUGAUGAUGUGGAAGAUCUUAAUCCCCUUUAUUCUCGUGAUGUGUGCUUUUGAAGCAGUUCAGCUAACUACCCAGUUAUCAUCAAAAAGCCUUUUUCUCAUGGUUCUCGUCAUAUCGGACAUUAUGGCUUUGCAUUUUUUCUUCUUGGUCAAGGAUUAUGGCAGCUGGCUUGAUAUUGGAACAAGCAUCAGCCACUACGUGAUUGUCAUGUCCAUGACCAUCGUUCUGGUGUUUCUCAAUGGCCUGGCCCACCUGCUCACGACCAAGAAACUCAAACUCUGUGGCAAACCCAAAAGCCACCUCAUAUGAUGUUGCCCAACCCAUCGUUCAACAUCUGGAUCCUGCUUCCCAGUCUCCUUUGACACUAAACUCUCAUCAAGGAUUCGAUAGGAAAGUGUGCAUUGAUAUGCAGCAUCUCCUGCUCCUACAGAGGAGAUUACCUGCGGAAUUUGAGUUUACAGUUUAUUUGGAAUAAAGGAGCUUCUAUUUUCUUGAGUUUCUGUACGUAUGAAAUAGUGGUUCUGACUGUGAAGAGCAUCAUAGACUUUCUCCAUGUUCAGUUUCUUCCUUUAGCUCCGCUCCUCUCGCUGGGCCUUCCGAGCACCCGCAGCGGUCGCUCAGCACCCGCAGCCGUGGGUCAGCACCCGCAGCGCCGCGGACACCUCCGAGAGUGCGCUCCCUGCGGCAGGCGCUGCGCGCAUCCUCCACCGGCGCAGGAGGCACCAUAAAUACUUAUCAGCGCUCAGCCCCGGGUUUGCAAGGAGUGAGAACGCUGGAAGGAGAAGAGAAUCGGGAUCUGUUUCUUACCGAAGCCUCAGUAGAAACAACGUUGGCAGGAGUUUGCCGUCUUCCUUCCGUGUGCGACACCACCGUCUCUUAGUACUGUUUCGGGGGCUUUCACAGCACCAGCCAGGCGCAGGUUGACCUUCGCUGCUUCCCCCGCCCCAUUUCUGGAUUCCCACUGAAAUUUCUGGAGAUAGAAAGGUUGAAAAUACUUGGUAUAUGUGUCUAAUUCAGGGAAAAAAAUUUUAAAGGAUUGAUUUUUAGUUGUAGACUCAGUAUCUGUUACCCCCAUAGCUUUUAACACGUAUGGUUUGAACAGAAUUCUUUAAGUCCAUGGUUAAACUUUCUGACAAUAUCAUAGGAAUCAGUGUUAAAAUUGCUUAUCUUUCUGGUUGAAAGAUUCUAGCCCAAAGGCCUAGAGUCAUCUCACUAAAUUUAAAUGUCCAUUUGUAAACUAAUUAUAAUGGACAAAAUAUCUUGAGAGUAAUUUUUAUUGGAUUUUUCAUAAAGUGACCUUUAUAUAUUCCAUUGAGUUGGCCUUUUGCCCAUCGUGUGGCAGGAGAUUUUGGCUCAUGCUAAGCUUUGCUAGUCUGAGCCCCAUUUUUUUUUUAAAUUGCUUUUGAAUUAAAUUGUAGCAUAACUAAUUCACAUUAAUGACAAAGAAGCCCUCUACAAAAUACUAUGUUUUUUAAAUUGGCAGGUGAGUGAACAAAUACAAUUUAGAAGAUUCAAAAAUCAGUUUGGCAAAACACACUUUCCUCAUUUCUGCUUACGAUGAAGUGUGGUACUAAUUCAUUUGGGAUAGUACUUCCUGGUGUGCCAGUGACAGCACUGUGUCCUACAAGAAGAGAAGGAGGUGUAGAUUUCAGCGUAGGACCACGUGUCUGCCGUCUCUCAUAUAAAAUCCUGCCGGACAACCGAGUGGCUGCUGUAACAGAUGACAGUUUUGGCGGAGAAAGUGCCCCUGACCUUUCACAUUGUCUCAGGACUUCUGGUCUUACCCUCCAUCUUUUCCCAGACUGCCACACAGAGGAAUGACUGAAUAUUUCAUUAGGGCACUGUAGAAGGCGCUCGGUAAUUUGCCUUUAUUUUGCUCUCCGAAGCACAUCUUGACGUUGUUCCGAGUCCCUGUGAGCUGACAAAGCCGGCAAAGCACUUGGAGCCUCAGCCUCACCUCGUCGCACUUUUAUCUGGACCCGUCAGACUCAUUUGGGAACAGAGUUUGCUAGACAGGCCUUUCCUGCUGUGCAUCUUAUCAAAGAUCUUAAAGUGUUUUGAAAUGCAUAUUUUUAUAUUGAAUAACAGAGAAAAAAUAAAUCUUAUUUAAAUGUA
Molecule: messenger RNA, 5151 nt
Organism: Suricata suricatta (meerkat)
Lineage: Eukaryota; Metazoa; Chordata; Mammalia; Carnivora; Herpestidae
Gene: PIGN
Product: phosphatidylinositol glycan anchor biosynthesis class N
Exons: 32
Coding region: 550-3345 (931 amino acids)
Biological process (GO): GPI anchor biosynthetic process
Cellular component (GO): endoplasmic reticulum membrane
Molecular function (GO): mannose-ethanolamine phosphotransferase activity
Source: RefSeq, a predicted model, not a curated record